Messenger RNA from Acyrthosiphon pisum (pea aphid), 1030 nucleotides. RefSeq names its product ATP-dependent DNA helicase pif1-like. The record is from RefSeq and is a predicted model, not a curated record. Gene Ontology annotation, biological process: DNA repair; telomere maintenance. The annotation marks the transcript as partial. Lineage: Eukaryota; Metazoa; Arthropoda; Insecta; Hemiptera; Aphididae. Gene Ontology annotation, molecular function: DNA helicase activity. The transcript has a single exon.
AUGGACGGUGGUAUGACCGUUCACUCGACGUUCGGUUUGCCCUUCGGUACGCUCAACGAAGAUUCUACGUCGUCAAUCGCCAUGCAGUCUCUGCGCGCGCGUAGGAUACGCGAGGCGGCACUCAUCGUCUGGGACGAAGCGCCCAUGUCUCCGGGGCUCCAACUGACGGUGGUCGACCGGUUGCUGAAGGACAUAAUGCAAUCGGAACUACCGUUCGGUGGUAAGACGGUUCUAUUCGCGGGUGACUUCAGACAGAUACUGCCGGUGGUCCGCAGGGGGACGAGGGCCGCGAUCGUGGCGGCUUCAAUCAGGCACCACCAUCUGUGGGACGUCUUCGAGCGUUUCAGCCUGACGCAGAACAUGCGGGCCAACAACGACGCGGACUUUGCCGCCUGGUUGCUUCAACUCGGCAACGGCCAGCUGCCCGCGGUCGACGGAAAUGUGAACACCGUCGAAAUCCCCAGGAAUAUGGUAUGUGACAUAGCUAAUUUGAUUGAUUUUGUUUACCCGCAGCAAAUGUCGUUGGCUAACGUCGACGACUUUGCACGGAAAAUUAUUCUCUGUCCCCGGAACGAGGAUUGUAGACAGGUCAAUCGCACGGUGCUGCAACGCGUCACGGGUGCCGCGAGAACCUACACCGCCAUAGACACGGUGGUGGCGGACGACGUGGACGAGAUUGCCAACUACCCGACCGAGUUUUUGAACUCGCUGGAGCCCGACGGACUUCCUCCGUACAGGCUGACGCUGGUGGUCGGUUCCGUGGUCAUGCUGCUGCGGAACCUCGAUCCGAAAAUCAGACUGUGCAACGGAACAAGGUUAGUGGUUACGGAACUGAGGCGCAACAACUUCAAAGCGAGGUUGUUGGCGGACGCGGGGGAAGGGCAGGACGACAUCGUCAUCCCCAGGAUACCGCUGUCGUCCAGCGGAGACGACGACCUGCCCUUCACCAUGCGUCGGGUUCAGUUCCCGGUGAGACUUUCGUUUGCGAUGACGAUCAACAAGUCUCAGGGUCAAACUUUCGACAGAGUUG